Mustela erminea (ermine) is the source of this 2422-nucleotide messenger RNA. RefSeq names its product RNA polymerase II associated protein 3 (gene RPAP3). Lineage: Eukaryota; Metazoa; Chordata; Mammalia; Carnivora; Mustelidae. Bases 134 to 2128 code for a protein of 664 amino acids. Gene Ontology annotation, molecular function: protein binding. The transcript is spliced from 17 exons. The record is from RefSeq and is a predicted model, not a curated record.
GAGGGCACGCGGGGACUUGUGGGAAAGCUCGGGAAGGCGGGGCUCGGCGUGAGACGCUGCGGGCUUGGGGUCCGGCCCGGCGGGCAGUAACGGCCUAGUGAGAGUUUGGUUGGCCAAAACUCUGCAGGCCACAAUGACUUCGACAAAUAAAGCAAUUGAAUUACAGCUACAAGUGAAACAAAAUGCAGAAGAAUUACAGGACUUUAUGAGGGAUUUAGAAAACUGGGAAAAAGAUAUUAAACAGAAGGAUAUGGAACUAAGAAGACAGAAUGGUGUUCCUGAAGAGAAUUUACCUCCUAUUCGAAAUGGGAAUUUUAGGAAAAAGAAGAAAGGCAAGCCAAAAGAGUCUUCUAAAAAAACCAAAGAUGAAAACACAAAAAACAGGAUAAAAUCUUAUGAUUAUGAGGCAUGGGCAAAACUUGAUGUGGACAGUAUCCUUGAUGAGCUUGAUAAAGAAGAAAAUACCCAUGAUUCUGUAUCUCAAGAAUCAGAGUCAGAAGAAGAUGGGAUUCAUGUAGAUUCACAAAAGGCUCUUGCUCUAAAAGAAAAGGGCAAUAAAUACUUCAAACAAGGAAAAUACGAUGAAGCAAUUGAAUGCUACACCAAAGGCAUGGAUGCUGAUCCGUAUAAUCCUGUGUUGCCAACAAACAGAGCGUCAGCAUACUUUAGGUUGAAAAAAUUUGCUGUUGCUGAGUCUGAUUGUAAUUUAGCAAUUGCCUUGAAUAGAAGUUAUACAAAGGCUUAUGCAAGGCGAGGUGCUGCUCGAGUUGCUUUGCAAAAAUUAGAGGAUGCCAAAAAAGAUUAUGAGAAAGUAUUAGAACUGGAACCAAAUAACUUUGAAGCAACAAAUGAACUCAGGAAAAUUAAUCAGGCUUUAACAUCCAAAGAAAAUUCACAUCCAAAGGGAGCUGAUACAAUGAUUAAAUCAUCUGAAGGAGAGAAGAAGAAAAUUGAAGAGCAACAGAAUAAGCAGCAGGCCAUUUCAGAGAAAGAUCUGGGGAAUGGAUUUUUCAAAGAAGGGAAAUAUGAAAGAGCAAUUGAAUGCUAUACUCGGGGGAUAGCAGCAGAUGGCACUAAUGCCCUUCUUCCAGCUAACAGAGCAAUGGCCUUUCUGAAGAUUCAGAAAUAUGAAGAAGCCGAAAAAGACUGCACACAAGCUAUUUUAUUAGAUGGCUCAUACUCUAAAGCUUUUGCCAGAAGAGGAACAGCAAGAACAUUUUUGGGAAAGUUAAAUGAGGCCAAACAAGAUUUUGAAACUGUUUUGCUUUUGGAACCUGGGAAUAAGCAAGCAGUUACUGAACUUUCCAAAAUUAAAAAGGACUUAAUUGAGAAAGGACAUUGGGAUGAUGUUUUUCUCGAUUCUACACAAAGGCAAAAUGUGAUAAAACCUAUUGAUAAUCCAUCUCAUCUUGGGUCAACUAAACCACUCAAGAAAGUUACUAUUGAAGAGACCGGUAAUUUGAUCCAGACCAUUGACGUGCCGGGUAGCACUACUGCCGCUCCACAGAACAACCCUAGUCACCUGGCAGACAGAAUAGCAAGUGCAGGCGCUGCGAGUAAAAAGAAUUCAAGCCAAGAUGACCUUUUGCCCACCAGUGAUACUCCGAAAGCAAAAGUAUUGAAAAUAGAAGAAAUCAGUGAUACUUCAGUCCUGCCGCCUUCAGUCAACUUGAAACAGGAUGUAUGUCAGUCUUUCAGUGAAAAGAUUUCUGUAGAGAUAGAUAAGACACCUGCACAGUUUGUCACAACCGUUCUUCCUCCGGUUCCUGCAAACUCAUUCCAGCUCGAAUCUGAUUUCAGACAACUAAAAAAUUCUCCGGAUAUGUUGUAUCGGUAUUUGAAGCAAAUUGAACCAUCCAUGUAUCCUAAGUUGUUUCAGAAAAAUCUGGAUCCUGAUGUAUUCAACCAGAUCAUUAAAAUUCUGCAUGACUUUUAUAUUGAGAAAGAAGAGCCAUCACUCAUCUUUGAAAUCUUACAAAAACUUUCUGAACUAAAAAGGUUUGAUAUGGCAGUGAUGUUUAUGUCAGAACCUGAGAAAAAAAUUGCACACGUAUUGUUCAAUCACAUAGACAAAUCAGGAUUGAAGGAUAAGUCCGUUGAAGAACUCAAGAAAAGAUAUGGUGGUUGAUUUUCAUUUUUACUGAAAUUACUGUCUUUGACUUUCAUAUGUAAAUUUUUUUAUUGAAAAUAAAGUAUUUUGCUUUUUAAGAAAAUGAAAUCAUACAAGAACAGAUUAUCUUUAGACGUAAGUUAAUUAACUAUAUAGUGAAUUGUGACUUAAGGAAUGAGAAUGUAUUCAGGUGAGCUAUUUAUAAGACAUUUUCCAAAAAUAAAAAUACAAUGACGUACACUUGUAAAGAUUGGUAUUUUAUGUCAUUUGAAAUUCUAAAUCUAGAUGCAUUCUUCAGUGCCCCAUAAUUUU